Messenger RNA from Acinonyx jubatus (cheetah), 1676 nucleotides. RefSeq names its product protein LEG1 homolog. The record is from RefSeq and is a predicted model, not a curated record. The transcript is spliced from 6 exons. Lineage: Eukaryota; Metazoa; Chordata; Mammalia; Carnivora; Felidae. The coding region runs from base 1 to 1038 and encodes 345 amino acids.
AUGGCUUUCCUUCCUCCUUGGGCCGGGGUACUAGUUUAUUUCUUUUGUGUUUCUUUAGCAGGAUCUGACUUCUCAGAUCUGUAUCCCCCACUGUGGUUGAAGAGUCCUGGUCAGUUCAGUGACUACAGGGUAGAGAAUGGAAAGUACAUUAUCGAUCCCUGGGUAUACUCGGAGAGAAUGGGGAUGUAUAAAAUCCUAGUGAACAAGACAGCCAGUUAUUUUGAAAACUUUGUACCAGACAAUGAACAAAAUAUUUUAUGGGGAUUACCUCUCCAGAAUGGCUGGCAAUUUAGAACAGGAAGAUUAGCUGAUCCCAGACGAAGGAAAGACUGUGGCUAUGAAUCUGGAGAUCUUUUGUGUAUCUCUGUGGACAGUUGGUGGGCUGAUAUGAAUUACUUUCUAUGUGCAUUACCCUUCCUUGCUGCGGUUGAUUCUGGCAUAAUGGGGAUAUCAUCAGACGAAGUCAUGCUUUUGCCACCACCCAAGGAUCAGACAAAUUUCUGUCUUAAUGUUUCUAGUUGUCAGUCAUCCUUUCCUGAAAUAAUGAGCAAGUGGAAUGCCUUUUACCAGCAUUUACAGUAUCCUUCCAGUAGCUUUGAAGACCUAUUGAAGUACUUGUGGGCUGCACAUGCCUCAACCCUGGAAAAUGCUGGCAAAAUAUUUGAAGAUAGGCUGGAGUAUUAUUCUAAACCAGAAGCAGACUUUGGAAGAAAUUGGUGUGUGGCUGUGGAAUACUUGGCUGCAUCCCUCUUUCCUACAACUUUGAUUAUUACACAUGAAUUCCAGAAAGGCCUGCCACCACGGAUGCUUGUUAACAGGGAUAGAGCCCCUUUCAUCAGCGACUUUACUGACUUUCAAAACACUGUCCUGCUUGUUCUAAGUUUUCUUCCCAGAUUGGAUAACUCUUCAGGUUUAUUGUCAUUGACUGGAUGGAAAUUUUUAAUGAAGACACAGGAUGCAAGAAAGGAAGUUCUAGAGCUUUUUGAAAUAAUUCUUGAAAUCUUUAAUCCAAAAUUUCGGUAUAUUCCUAAUAUUUAAUUAAUGAACUAAAAAUGAACAAUUCUAAUUUGUUGAGAAACAGUAAUUUCAAAAUUUUAAUGUGAUCAUAACCAUACAGUUUUCUUAUUUCUGAUAUUUUUGAUUUGUGCUCCUUUGUUAGGAUUUUAUCUAUGAAUUCUAACUUUAAAUUUAAAUUAAUGCAGGGCACUUGGGUAGCUCAGUCGGUUAAGCGUCCGACUUCGGCUCAGGUCAUGAUCUCAGGGUCUGUGAGUUUGAGCCCCGAGUCGGGCUUUGUGCUGACAGCUCAGAGCCUGGAGCCUGUUUCAGAUUCUGUGUCUGCCUCUCUCUCUGCCGCUCCCCCACUUGCGCUCUGUCUCCCUCUGUCUCAAAAAUAAAUCAACAUUAAAAAAAAAAUAAAAUAAAUAAAAUAAUUUAAAUUAAUGCUAUGAUGAUUGUGCUCAAUUAAUAAUUCUUGAUUUUUAAAUUUAUCAAUACUUAAAAUAUUUUGGCUGUAAAGAAAAUUAUAUUAAGGAAUCAUAAAUCACUGUGAAUCAAUAAACAGACAUUAAAUUUAUAUGCCUCUUUUGUUGUUAUCCUAUGUAACCCAAUUUCAUGAAAUUUAGAGCAAUAUGUCUUGCUGAUUUAUGACCAAAAUCCAGAACAUUUUAAAAUUAAAU